ACAUUAAAAAAAAACAAUAACAGUCACGAACUCUAAGAAAAAAUGCUCUCAUUUUGCAGAAAAGGUGAGAGAGCUUUGGCUUUGACUUACGCUAGACAUCCCCUUGUAGUCUUUGCAGACUCCUGAAGUUUUGUUGAAGUAACGGCUUAUUUUCUUGUGUUUUGAUGCAAGAUAGAAGCUAUAACCAAGGCUGGUUCAACGUCAAAAGCGAGAAAGCAGGAUUCGACUACAUAAUUUUCCCGAGAAUGGAGACAACUUGGGAUGAAUUCUAUUAUAAAAGAUCUGUGGUCGCUGUCGUAGAAAAAUUUUUGAAAACGGUGGAUGACAUGAAGGCAACAGUGCUUAUUCCGUGUCGGCUAAUGGACAUACCGGUAACAGAGAUCCUCUAUAGCCCCUCCGCCGGCGACCCUUUUCUGAAGAAUAACAUAGACUUGUGCUCAUUUUAUUCGUUUAUGAAAGCAUUGAGGACUCAGAUUGCAUUAGGAGCAAACCAUAUCGAGGAAAAUGAAGAGCACAAUUCGCCUUUCCAGUGUGAGAUAGAAGAAACAACCCGCCAAAUAAACAAACUUGCGCUCGUUGCGAAAUACCUUGGCGCAACAGACCUAUUUUCCCAGGCUGUUCCAUUCGAUGUGUUCGAAUCUCAGGUCCGUUUUACUGAAGAAUGCACUCUUCUAGAUGCCUUAAGAAAGUUUCAAUAUGAGGUGCAAGAAAUGGAAAAGGCGAUGUUAUUCCCGAACCGACUGAAAGAUCACGAGCUAGUAGGAAAUUGGCCAAGGAUGCCGAGCAAUGUUCGAUCGCUUCAAGAUGUGUACUCCCUUUUGAAGCUACUGAAAAAAGAACUAAUCGAUGGCCCUCAGAAAUUAGAAAACUCCGAUCCAAAAUUGCAGCAAAAAUUAUCUGAUAUUUACCACACUUUACGUCAAUAUACAACAAUGACAUUAAAUCUCAUAGAACGAUACAAAAAAGAGGUGCAAUGUGCAUGAAGUGCCUUGUCAUGUUGGGCCCUGAAACUCAAUAGCCACAGAAUCUAUUAAUAAAGCAGUAUUCUAGUUUUAUAGAAAAACAUUGCUUCCCUAACAUCUAAACAUAGCAGAAAAUAUAUUUUCGUUAAUUUCCUGUUUCUUGUAAUUAGAGCUACUAGUUUGCACACUAAAUGACAAGACAUAAAUUGUGAAUGCUACAUUUUUGUUAAUACUUUUUGAAUAAAAAAUGCAGAAAAUUG
Messenger RNA from Nematostella vectensis (starlet sea anemone), 1222 nucleotides. RefSeq lists its product as uncharacterized. Lineage: Eukaryota; Metazoa; Cnidaria; Anthozoa; Actiniaria; Edwardsiidae. Gene Ontology annotation, biological process: regulation of lipid biosynthetic process. The transcript has a single exon. The coding region runs from base 165 to 983 and encodes 272 amino acids. Gene Ontology annotation, cellular component: cytosol. The record is from RefSeq and is a predicted model, not a curated record.